GCCUAGCACAGUUAGCGGUGCGCGGAGUUCGACCGUAGUUUUCUCUCCUACCCUUCCGUUCUUCUUUUCCACGGAUGGUGGCACAACCAACCAGCCGCUCCUUCAGCUGACCACCCCUCUUAGUUGGUCGCUUCCACGACAGGUUGUGACCGCCAGACUUUGUCCUUCCUCUUCAGUCUAACUUCUGCUAUACUACGCUCUUUAGACGAAUGCGUCAAGCCCAUCGAUCUACGCAUCAGGCUAAAGCCACCCACGCCUGUCAUGAUCGUUGUACGCCAUCAACUUCCACCGCUGCUCGUCCAAGGCUCAUCGACGCCCACUGACUAAAUGAAACUGCUGGAUCCGCUGCCGGAAGAUCAGAGAAGAGAUGCACAUGCCAUUGCAAGAGAGGAUGAAUGAUGCUAAUUUUUCUCAAUUGCCUCACAUCAUAUCCCAAUUUCCCAGAAUAAAAGAAUAAAGGCAUGACAUCCAUAUUCACUGGAUCGUCAUGAGAGGGAGAGUGGUCCACAUGCUGUUUACUCUCAAAAAUCAUUCUCGGACACUUCUCUCCUCCAGCCAAAAAUAUGAUGACGGGUCUCUACUCUCUCAAGUUCGUGAACUGCCCAAUCAGCUUCAAAUCAAAUGGUCAGCUAUGCUCAAAAUUCAACCAUCAUUUUCUGUUGUGCCACCGACAACUGUUCCUCAAAAUUAUUCACAUCAGAAAAUCCAAAAAGGCUACAUCCUGGAGGAUACAGGGGUCGGAUGAUCAAAUACUAAAGUUGAAUCUCGUGUGCGCCUCAAACUAUUCAAGAACAUUCACUCUAGAGGCAUCAAUGGAUUUCAUUCCUGCUGAUCAAGACAAACUUUUGGAAGGCAAGGAUUAUGAGCAAGAUUUUGAGGAAUCUCUCAACCCCCGACAUCAAAUGUCAAACUCUCAAGAAUCACACCAAGGGGGAGAUUGCUAGAGAUUUUUUCAUAAAGCCUUUCCAAGAAGACAAUAGAAGCUGAACUGCACUCAAGAUCAAGACAAAAGAGGAGCAACUCAACAAAUCUCAUCUAUGCUCUUCUCUACAUUGCUGAAGCAACACAAACACAAAGAUACUUGCGUUGCAAUGCUGAGUAAACAAGAUUGAACACCAAGGGGGGGGGGAUUAUUAGAGAUAUUUUAUGGUGUUAAAUCAUGUUUUAAUUAUUGUGUAUUUGUGUUGUAUUUAGUCUAGUUAAUAUAUUUAUUAGACUAGCUAUAUUAGGAAAAGCCUUGUAUUGUGUGGAUUUGGGCCACCUCAAUAAAGGAGCCCAAUCACACCUAGGUUACAUCAACUCAUUCCCUAGGCAUAUAAAUAUUGCCUUAAAGGGAAUGGAAUGUUAAGCCUUUCCUGAAAUUCUACACUUGCGCAGAGAGCCUAGAGGUAGAGAAGUUUUACGCUACCUUUUCC
Cuscuta europaea is the source of this 1415-nucleotide messenger RNA. Lineage: Eukaryota; Viridiplantae; Streptophyta; Magnoliopsida; Solanales; Convolvulaceae. The record is from the annotation of a GenBank genome assembly.